This is a messenger RNA of Geodia barretti, 1474 nucleotides long. The record is from the annotation of a GenBank genome assembly. NCBI's taxonomy places the organism in Eukaryota, Metazoa, Porifera, Demospongiae, Tetractinellida, Geodiidae.
GGGUGUCCUGAUUAUAAAAAUCCAUGCACGUAUAAAACCUAAAGCCCUUCACGUAAGGUCGUCACUGCACCUGGAAUGCCUCAACGCAAGGACCCUUUGGCUAAUCAUUGAUGUACCUUGACCAGUGAACCUCUCUAUCUGUUCCUCUGCUACUCCACCCACCCCAGGUAUCCUAGCACUCAUCAUAGUGAGGACUCUGAGAAGAGACAUUGCACGCUACAACAAAGAUGAAGAAGCAGUAAGACUUAUAGUAGCCAACAACACACAACGUCUAAUGCAACUCCAAUGUAUGGGAAGUCCUUGCAAUAGGAAGUGCUGUAUAUUAAUGCAACAUGUGGCACAAACCAUACAUUGAGGCUGCACAAGACUUUUGUGUCACACAUCAAAGUUGCACCAUGUUUGCUGAGCUCUUCUUCCUCUUGACUGUUCACCUCAGAUUUCUUGACCUUUCUUACCUCCCUCUCCUCCAUUGACCUUUCACCUCUCUCUCCUCCAUUGACCUCUGACCUCUCUCCCCUCGCAGGACGAGACUCUGGAGGAGACAGGCUGGAAGCUGGUCCAUGGAGACGUGUUCAGACCUCCGUCCUACCCCACCCUCCUCACGGCCUGCCUCGGAUCUGGCAUCCAGAUCUUCUUCAUGAUCCUCAUCAUCAUUGGUAUGGGAGGGAUGGUAUGAGUGUGGGGUGAUAAUUGAGAGAUCUUGUGUUGUAGCUCUCUGAGUGCAGUAAGGACACUAGGUGAAGUGCCCGAGGGCUCUAGCUCAUUAUUGACCAUCUUGAUGCAUUGUUUGUUGUUCUGUUGCAGUGUUUGCAAUGUUUGGAAUGUUGUCUCCAGCCAGUCGAGGAGCUCUAAUGACAGCCGCCAUUGUUCUCUUCAUGUUCAUGGGAGCGGCUGCAAGCUACCACGCUGCCAGACUGUACAAGACCCUGAAAGGCUCCGACUGGAAGAAGGGAGCUCUUCUGACGGCCACUCUCUAUCCCUCCACCUUCUUUGGCAUGGGCUUCUUCCUUAACUUCUUCAUCUGGGGAGAACACUCCUCCGGAGCCGUACCAUUCACCACCAUGCUGGCUCUGCUGUGCAUGUGGUUUGGAAUAUCCUUCCCCCUCGUCUUCGGAGGUUCCUAUUUCGGGUUCCGGAAACAGCCGUACGAACAUCCGGUGAGGACCAAUCAGAUUCCUCGACAGAUCCCCGAGCAAGUCUGGUACCUCCAUCCAGUCUUCGCAGGACAUAGACCCAACUGUUGGCAAGUUCCGUAACAUGGUCCAGACCACCAUCCUGCCUAGCAAGAAGAGACGGCUCUCCAACGACCCAGCCACCCCCUCCCUCUCCCACCACCCUUACCUCCCUCACCUCCCUCCCUCCCUCCUCUACGGAGCACAUUCCUCCCUCUUCCUCCUCCCCUCACCCCGUCUCUCCCUCGGAGUCUCAAGUCACGUCUCCUACUCUUGGGUUCUCCUCCUCUCUCAUCACUAAA